Messenger RNA from Lycium barbarum (goji berry), 684 nucleotides. RefSeq lists its product as uncharacterized. The coding region runs from base 1 to 684 and encodes 227 amino acids. The transcript has a single exon. The record is from RefSeq and is a predicted model, not a curated record. NCBI's taxonomy places the organism in Eukaryota, Viridiplantae, Streptophyta, Magnoliopsida, Solanales, Solanaceae.
AUGGAGUAUCUCAGCAGAAACCUGAGUGAACUAACUAAGGACAGGCAAUACAAAUUUCAUCCACUGUGUGCCAAACUAAAAAUAACUCAUCUUUCUUUUGCAGAUGAUUUAUUUCUUUUUGUCAAGGGAGAUAGGCAGUUUAUCCAAUUGCUUUAUGCUAAAUUCACUAUCUUUUCUCAAGCUUCAGGUUUACAAGUUAACUUGAGCAAAAGUAGUAUAUAUUUUGGAGGAGUUGACAACACCGAAUUGGGUAAUACUGAGCAAUUGCUUGGCAUAGAGCAUGGACAAUUGCCUUUCAAAUACUUGGGGAUCCCUUUAGUCACAAAGAAGCUAAGCAUCCUACAAUGGCAACCACUAAUUCAGAAGAUUGUGGCACGAAUUUCCUCAUGGAUUGCAAAAAAGCUAUCAUACAUAGGAAGGGUACAAUUGGUCAAAUCAGUCAUAUUUGGGAUCCAAUCCUAUUUGUCGCAACUAUUCCUCAUCCCAGCUAAGGUGAUCAAGACCAUAGAAGCAUAUUUUAGAAGUGAUAUAUGGUCUGGGACUAAUGAAAUAACCAAAAGAGCUUUGGUUUCAUGGAGUACAACAUGUUUGCCAAAAAUAGCUGGAGGAUUACACCUGUUUGAUCUCAAACUCUGGAACAAAACGGCAGUAGCAAAAAUGUGUUGGGAUCUUGCUUAUAAAUAG